CGUUCUGCAGGGCACGCAGUGAGGCCCAGUGGGACCGGUGCCGCGACGCACCCGAGCAUGCUCCCCCAACAUACCAAGCACGCUGGCAGGCCGUCGAUGUGGGAAAGAGGCCCAGCGGCCCACAGCUGAGGCUUCCAGGUGCCCUGUGCUGCUGAGGCCCUGCGAGGCUCUGAGCUGAGUGGCCCUGGGAGGUGCCGGGACCCCAUGGCAGCUCCAUGUCGGAGGAGACACUCGAUGAUGGGGAACAAGCGGUCCUUUGGGCAUGCGUAACUUUCUGCAGGACGCUGUUUAUGUGAGGCUCAGGGUCCUUAAUUCAGCCGUACGACUCACUGAUGUGUGUGCGUGCCCAGUCGAGGCGUGUGUCCCGCAUCCAUGGUAUUGUGUGUCGGGCAAACCUUGUCUGCAGCAGAAACUUCCUUUGAGCAAAGAGGGAGAGGUCAGAGUGGGAACACUCUCUAGGUUUCCUAAAGAUUUUGGGGGAGGGCAAGGAUUUGGGCCACCGGGAAACUGCACGGGAGGAAAUAUCAAGGAAGUUUUUCAGCCAAGGAGCACCUGAGCGCCAUUGGGCAGGUGUCAAACCAGCUUUUCCUGCACGUUCAACCAUCAAGGUGUGCGCUUCUCAUCUUUGGAAAUCCUGCUUUCAGGCCUUGUAGAGCUGGAGCGGCAGGUUGGGUGGAGCCGUGAACCAGGAUCUUCAGCGUGCGUCUCUUCCUCCUCACAACUCGAAGGUAAUGAGCGCUUUCCACAGCUCCCAUAGGUUUCUGCUGAACACCUGGGAAUCUGCACGCGGGAUGGGCUUUUCUCAACAGGAGCCAUCCCUGUUGUUGUUGUUGUUGUUGUUGUUGUUGUUGUUGUUGUUCCCUUUGGACAAUGAGGCCAAGCGCGGUCUUUGAAGUUGAGUAGUGGCACAAAAAAUUAGCAGGGUUGGGCUUCUGAAUCAGAUGUUCUGGCUUCUGAAUUCUUCCAACACCUCUUAGACUACAGGGUGAUUUUCCUUCUUUGGUCCUGAAGGUGGAAUGCGAUUAAAUUAUUCGGCAGAUUUCUGGAUACAUUUUUUUUUUUGUUCUCUGGUGAGUUAUCCAAGGCUCCAGCAGCUAAGGUGGGGUCGCAGUACCUACAAACACGGACAUUUUAGCCGUUGGAGCAGCCCCAGAGCUACCAGCACAGGUAACACCUGAGGCCUGGGUGACCCCAUCAUCGCUCCAGGGCUUUUAUCCCUUUCCUUUCUAGGAGCUGUAAAGUUUCAAGCAGCCCAGUGAGAACUCCUAAGGGUGCUGGCAAGGCCUGCUAGUUACCUGCUUUUGCGACCAAGAUGUCGUCCCGUAAAGGACCGGUAACGAGCCAAGGGAACGGUCCUUUAAAUAAUGUCAGAGAAAGAGAAGAUGUGGAGCUCGCUGAGCUAGGACCGCUCUUAGAGGGGAAAGGUGACCAGGCAGCCUCCAGUUCUGCCAAUGCACAAGACCAGCCAUGCCCAGCAGCCCGGGAGGAAGAGGAGGAGGAAGUGCGGGUGCUUACCCUCCCUUUGCAGGCCCAUCAUGCAAUGGAGAAGAUGGAAGAAUUUGUCUAUAAGGUCUGGGAGGGCCGCUGGAGGGUCAUCCCCUACGAUGUACUGCCCGACUGGCUGAAAGAUAACGAUUACCUUCUGCACGGGCAUCGCCCCCCCAUGCCGUCGUUCAGAGCCUGCUUCAAGAGUAUCUUCCGCAUUCACACGGAGACGGGCAACAUUUGGACCCACUUGCUAGGUUUUGUGCUGUUUCUUUGCUUGGGGAUCUUGACCAUGCUGAGGCCGAAUAUGUACUUCAUGGCCCCUCUUCAGGAAAAGGUGGUGUUCGGGAUGUUCUUUCUCGGAGCGGUGCUGUGCCUGAGUUUCUCCUGGCUUUUCCAUACAGUCUACUGUCAUUCAGAAAAAGUGUCCCGGACAUUUUCCAAGUUGGACUACUCCGGGAUCGCUCUGCUGAUCAUGGGCAGCUUCGUCCCGUGGCUGUAUUACUCCUUCUACUGCUCGCCGCAGCCCCGACUCAUCUACCUCUCCAUUGUGUGUGUGCUGGGCAUCUCGGCGAUCAUCGUGGCGCAGUGGGACCGGUUUGCGACGCCGAAACACAGGCAGACCCGAGCAGGCGUGUUCCUGGGCCUGGGCCUGAGCGGCGUCGUGCCGACCAUGCAUUUCACCAUAGCGGAAGGCUUCGUGAAAGCCACAACCGUGGGCCAGAUGGGCUGGUUCUUCCUCAUGGCCGUGAUGUACAUAACGGGAGCCGGGCUCUACGCCGCCCGCAUCCCGGAGCGCUUCUUUCCUGGCAAGUUUGAUAUCUGGUUCCAGUCGCAUCAAAUCUUUCACGUGCUUGUGGUGGCCGCGGCCUUUGUCCAUUUCUACGGCGUCUCCAAUUUGCAGGAAUUCCGUUACGGACUUGCAGGAGGAUGUACUGACGACUCGCUUCUCUGAGGACGGCUGAAGAUCUUAGUACAAGCUUCCCAAGUGCUUUUAGAGUGACUUCUUGGCUAAAAUCAGAAGAAGACUCUGAACGUUUUUUUUAAAGCAAACUCUGAAAAGUUGGCAAUGGCCGAUCCUGGCUUAUCUUCUCUCAGGAGGACCGGCCAGGUUGUGGGGUGCGUGGAUUGCCACCAGUGUCGAUCGGGUGGAAGUGCCUCUAGCAACAAGCCCCCUUUUGAGAAACACGUGGACGUCACGGGAAUCACGUUGGAGCAUUACAGAGGUUAGAGAAAGCACCUGGCACCUGGGAGAAAGGAAGGGGGCCUGUUACCUGCUCUUUGAUGCUGCAAACAUCCCCUCUGCUUGGAGAGACUACAGCUGUGUCCUGCCCAACGCCACCCUUUCCCCCUCACAUCCGUCGCAGAGGCGGUGUUGGUCUGGUCUGGGCAGCGGUGCUCUAGCAGGGGUGCUUGGAGGAUACACUGGGCCAUCCGACUUCAGUUUUGUCUUUCUUGACAACGUAACGUAUGGCGAAAAUGAGAGUAUUUAAUAUUUAAUAUUAAGUUUUUUUUUUUUUUAAAGGCACCAUCCCUCCAGCAUACUCUAACUGGAGUGCCGUUCGUGGUAUUUCAGCUGGGGUGCAGUUUAGGGGACUGAGGAGCUGCUGCAGCUUUUGUGUCGAGCGGGCUGAAAUGAAAGGUCUGAAGUGUUGACGUUGGGCAGUUCAGGAGAUGUGGGGAUGCCUCCGGCCCUCUUUCUCCCUGGAAGGGCUUUGCUGGACGUCCCUCCAGCCCGAAGCCUCCCACGGUGCCUGCAGGCGAGGCGCUUGGGGCCCUUUCUGUGCGCUGUGGCUGUCUGUGUGCCCCUCCGCAGCUGCAGCCCGGCCCACCUUCCCCCCGCAUGCCUUUUGAUGCGCACCUAGUGCCCGGCAGGUGCACUGAACCGCACCCCCCAAUGCCCAUGGUUGCUGAGGAUGCUAGGAGUCGUAGGUCCGCACAUCUGGGGAGGGCCCGCCUUCAUGAAAGGUGCUUAGGGGGCUUCCCCGGGGCAAGGAAAGCGGCUGCAUGAGGUGGCUACCGCCACGUCUUUCCCCUCCCGUUAUUCCGGUUCCCGACAGCAGGAGCCCUGCAGCGGCUCAGGCCAGUCACACGCGCCGGCUGACACGUCCUGCACGCUUCCCCAGCCGGCUGCCCUGUUCCCCAGCUUGCAGUUUCCGUGUGCAAGAGCGUACCGAGCGGAGUGCUCUGCUCACCUGGUCAAGGAUGGCUGUGUCCCGAAGGGGGCCGCCUACAUGUAGGAUGGGGACCCCUCCCGGCGAGAACCAGGCUUCUGUUCUGAACCCUUUCCCUGCGAGAACGGGCGUCUUGUGGACUGCUGGUCCUGAGACGGGGGCCCCGAGGCAACCGGUUGCUGCCCUGCCCAUCCAGAAGCUCUUCCACAGAACGAAGUGCAGAGAGGACGCUUCCUUUCGCAGAAGGGGCUCCCCCAAGCCCCUUUCUGGGCUCUGCCCAAUUCACUGAAGGAAAGGCUUGGCCGGGUUCAUAAGCGCCUAGGAAGUUAAGCCAGGUGUCGCGCAACACAGCGCGUCAUGUAUCCUGCCCAACAGCGGUUUUGCGAGGUCCGUAGUGGCCUUUUCCCAGCUUUUGUUCUAAAAGGAGCACGGUUUUUGGGGGCAGCUUUUUGUAAAGGCCUUUGUCUCCCCUGCCUGGGUCCCGGCCAGCCCAGGGAAGUGGAACAAAGCGAGCUGAUGCGAUCUACCUCAAGCGUACCAAAAACAUAUCAAUUCAUUGAUCCUUCACCAAAAGCUUUAAAAGCAGGCAGCUCCUAAGUAGUCCUCCCCAACCUGUGGCCCUCCAGCUCCCGUCAUCCCCAGCCAGCAAGACUGAUGGUGGGAGUUGCAGGCCAACGCGCCUGGGGGACACCAGGCUGGGGAGGGCUGCCCGGUAAUCAGGCCGCAGGGUUUCCUUUGGAUAACGGCUGCAGCCCAAGCGAGGUGGUCCUGGGCUCGGCAGGGGCCGCCACAAGCCAGCUGCCGAGAUCGGCUCCCUCUGUGCUGCAGGGCUGACGGGCUGGAUAGCUGCAGGGAGCUCGUUAGAUCCGGGUGCUGGCACCGUUAGUCCCUAAAUCCACAGGAAUUAAUGUUCUUUUCCAGGCAAAGAGGUUUCUGUGUGGGAGCCCCCUGCCCUCUUUCAAGAGGCAUUCGAUGGACACUGAAAGUACCAGAAACCCCCCCCCCCACCUCACCACCACCCUGGGAGUCCUCUCCUGCAAGCCGCGUGAUGCGGCUUUUCCACAGCUGGGCCGCCCACAGCCAGGGAAAGGGCUGCUUUAGGCAGGGGACGACCUGCUAUCGUGUGUGCUAUAAGGAGGCCUCCGUGCCCAUAGAGAGCUCGUGGAUGCAGCCACUGGUAAAGGAUACUCCGGCUAAGCUACCCGAAGUUCGCCUUCCUUCAUAGUGACACUCCCCUGCCUGCACCAGGUUGAUAACUUCUCCUUUUUGGAUUGGAAUCUGCUUUUCCACUAAGCCCCGAGCCUGCGCUUCAGCGCUCCAGGAACAGCUUCCCCCAGCCUGGUGAGAGAGAGGGGCUGGCCUACAGAUCCCAUCAUGUCCAGCCAGCAUGGCCGUGCCAGCCAGGUGUGAGAGGGAGCCAGGUUGCAAAAGGCCACUCCAGGGAUAGGAUGGAGUGAAGCCUGCAAGUCCAACUGGAAUAAUUCGGGGUGAAGAGAGCAGGAGAUCCUGCACCCAAGCCAGCGCCCAGCCUUAAGCUUGGAAGUGGUACGAACACAACCGUGCCAGGUGGAGAAGUUAACUUUAAUCUUCUCUGUUGAGUUGAAGAAUUCUUGCUACUUAAGGGAAAACAGAAUUAUUAUCCAUGGGGAGAAAUUAACCAUUUGUGAGCGAUGUUUUUGGGUCUUGCAUUUGCAGCGGUGAUAAAAAUACGGACCUGCCCUCCUCAGUUCCGUGCGGGCAAGACUGCAGAAUGCAAGGGUGCACAACCUCUCGCCUGGGGCUGAAGUCCGCCCACCACCUUCCCCUGCCUUUACCUCUCUUCCCCCUCAUCUGCUGACCAGCUGAAGGUUUGCCGACUUUUGUAAAACUUCCCCCUGCCCCUUUUAAAGGACUGAACCGUUGUCCCUAAGGCUGAGGUACCGGCUGCAAGAGCGUUCGGUGCGGCUGGUGCUUCUGCUCGCUCCUCUUCUCCUUGGUGUCUCCUGCCACUGGAGGGCAGCCCCAGAGAGCACGCCUGCAUCCCCUGCCCUACUGGGGGUAGUGGGGGUGGGUGGGCGCAGCACUCGGAAGAAAGGAAUUGCUUCGCGUGCUUCAGUGCGAGUAACUGCAGUACGGAUGGCUGUGCGUUAACCACAGGAACAAGAAUCUGUUAAGAUCAGCCAAUCUCAAACUAGAAUGUACGAGAGCCGCUAACAGUAGCCCAUCUUUAAUGCGUGAAGGAACCAGCAUGUUGCAGCAAGCGGUAAAACAUUCUGGUGCAUAACUAGAUUUUACGGUGCAAAGCUAGGCUAUGCAAAUGUUUUGCCGGACGCAGAUGACGUGCGGGUGAGGUGGAACCGAAUGGUCUCACGUGUGGGUAAAUGAAAGUAUUUGCCGCUUUUAAGCUGAUGGUGCAAGACCCCCUAACCUUUUCUUUUAGAAAGUGGAAAUGGGGAGUUCAGCUUGAAAUUGGAGGACAAACAUAAGUAGCAGGAAAAAGGACGUGACUGAUUUGAAUAGUGGUAGAAAACUAAUGAGAAUGCAGCUAAAGAAAUCUGAAACAUGGAUAGUUGGAACAAAAGACUUAAUAAAUAUAGAUCUAUUAUUGCAAAGAGGCUUUAUAGUUGGAAUCAUGGCAUAGAUCUAUUAGAGAUGUACAUGUUCAAAUAAAAGUGCAGAGGUAUUCAAUAUAUUUCUUUUUGGGGUGGGGGGAGAGUAACAAUGUAUUCCUAACAAUGAGCAUUUUGUUCAGUUUGUAAACUAGGGAAGAUUUUAAGAUGUUUAUCAGCAAUAAACAUUUUUAAAUUAGUA
Molecule: messenger RNA, 6449 nt
Organism: Varanus komodoensis (Komodo dragon)
Lineage: Eukaryota; Metazoa; Chordata; Lepidosauria; Squamata; Varanidae
Product: adiponectin receptor protein 1
Exons: 8
Coding region: 1313-2440 (375 amino acids)
Biological process (GO): adiponectin-activated signaling pathway
Cellular component (GO): plasma membrane
Molecular function (GO): signaling receptor activity
Source: RefSeq, a predicted model, not a curated record